Molecule: messenger RNA, 3071 nt
Organism: Gallus gallus (chicken)
Lineage: Eukaryota; Metazoa; Chordata; Aves; Galliformes; Phasianidae
Gene: CCDC43
Product: coiled-coil domain containing 43
Exons: 5
Coding region: 30-683 (217 amino acids)
Source: RefSeq, marked validated
GCCACCGGAAGGGGUGGAAGCGCUGCAAGAUGGCGGCGCCCUGCGUGGAGGCGGCGGGGCCGGGCGGUUUCGGGGCUUGGCUGGCGGCCCGGCUCGAGGCGCUGGGGUUGGACCGUGCGGUGUACGGGGCGUACAUCGCGGGGCUGCUGCGGGAGGAGGAGAGCGAGGAGGAGCGGCUGGAGGCGCUGCGCGGGGUGCUGGCGGCCUGCCUGGAAGAAGAUCUCUUAAACGAUGUUUGCAGGGAAGUAGUCGAGAAGUGGUCUGAAUCUCAGAUUGUUGACGCCAAAGAGAAAAAAGAAGAUGAGGUCCAGGCGAUCGCCAGCAUGAUGGAGAAGCAGGCCAGGAUCACCGUGAAGCCAAAGGAGAUUUCUCAGGAGGAGAAGCAGAGGAAGGCGGCCCUCCUGGCCCAGUAUGCCAACGUGACGGAUGAAGAGGAUGGUGAUGAUGAACAGGACAGCUCCACUGCGACAGCAGUAAAUAUUGGAUCAGAAAAAUCGCUGUUCCGAAACACCAACGUGGAGGAUGUCCUGAAUGCCAGAAAGCUGGAGCGGGAGCUGCUGCGAGAUGAGUUCCAGAAGAAGAAGGAGCAAGACAAACUCCAGCGAGAGAAGGACAAGUUAGCCAAGCAGGAGCGGAAGGAGAAGGAGAAAAAAAGGACACAAAAAGGAGAGCGGAAGCGAUAGCUGGGGUUUGCUAGUUGGACCUUAGGGGGAUACAAUCAGUUAUGAAUGUGGUGUGUGUUUAAAAAGCAGCAGAAAUUCUGGGCACGUGGCUGGUGACCGGUUCUUUGGAAGCAUUUCCUUUAUUUUACGUAGCAAAAAAGAAAUUUCAAGCACCUCUUAAACUCAAGUUUUGCCAUGUGCUUGUGGUGUCAAAUGUCCCAGUCAUUCUUGUGGCCAGUGUUGUACCAAAGAACAGUGAAGUGAUAAUGUUUUGUGUUUCAGUUUGAUCAGUUUUACUUCUAACUACUUAAAGCAAAGCAAGAUGUAGGAAAGGGCUUCUGAACGGGCUGUAUCCAUGGACUGCAGCAACAGCAUGUUACAACUUGAGAACAGUGCAAAGCCCCUUUCUGACAUGCAGUUACGGACUUGCUGCUACAGGGUGAAUGUGAAUUUACACUAGCCUUGAAAAAUGUAUUUGCAAAUACAUUUAUUUGUGCUGCCACGAACAACGCUAUGUUUUCAUUCUGGCUGAAAGAGCAGGGUUUGGCUCUGCCCUCAGCAAGGGCAAGUGCUGUUCUGCAGCAAGAGAAAGGAAAUCAUAUGAAAAAUAUAUGAGCUCCAGCUAUGAGACCGCUUUACCCACAGACUCUUGGUAAGGGAAAUGCACAGUGAUUUGAGCGUCAGCUAGAGCAGGAGCAGAUUGGUCAGGCCCUUAUGCUGUUCUGAACUUAAUGCUGGUGGCUGGCAAAUGGUGCUCCGUGAUGUUCUGAGUGGGUGAACAUCCACUUCUACAUCCAUUUCUACAGUAGUUGCCAGAGCAAAUGCUUUAAUGCAGGCUGUGACCAGUUUGGAUGCUCUGGCUUUAUGAGCAGUUGCUCCCAUUUGGCCCAGCCCCACUUAGGAGCUGUGUGGAGGGGCUGAAGGCUUCUCUUACCCCACAAGGGCUCUUUAGCUGCCAUUUCCAGCCUUCUUUGUGGCAGCAUCACCUAAACUCCCCUCUGUGUGUGGAGGAAGGACCAGCGGUGCUUCCAGGGGCACGGGGAAACUGCUGCACCUCAUCCCUGUGCUGCUUCAUGUUCUGGCCACUGCGUUCAUGUGCAAGGCUGGCUUUUGGCAGCAGGCAGCUCCUGGCCUGGUGGUGGUAACUGCCCCUAUUGCCCACUUUCAGCACCAGUCUGAUUCAGGGGUAACGCAUCCUAUUUAACUAUUUUUACAAGUGUGAGUAUCUGCUUUAUCUUUGGACUUGAACAAUAAAGCUGGCUGGCCAAGAAGCCGGGUUCCUCUCUGUGUCUGUGAUGGCAGCGACAGCCACGGGGCCUGUCCUCGGGCUCCAUGCCAUUCCCAUGCCCUCCCUUUCUCUUACCCAGCAGCAGUAUUUCAGAGGGCUGAGCCGGUGCUGUUCCUCUCAUUCACACCUCUUCCCAUGGCCCUGUAGAGCGGUACCAGAGUGGUGCUGCCCCAGGCUUUUGGGACCAGAAACACAAAGCAUAGUGAAGUCCUGCAUAUGAGCACAACCGCAUGAAUCAACAGUAUUGAAGAACGUAAGCUCGCUCCUGGCCCUCAGCCUGUUUCAGCACAGUUAAUGCUUCCUGGCUCACGAUGUCACAGGUCUUCCUUGAAGCCACAGAGCUGUUAGCGAAUGCUAAUAAAUCUUGCUGUUGGUGCAGAGAGCUGAGCGCUGAUGGCAGAUAACUUUCAGGAGUACAGACCCAUGGGUCUCUGGUAGGAAGUGCCUGAUAGCAAAUGUUACUUCACUCUCCUUGUCCUGGCAUUGAGACCAAGGGAGACUCCAGGCACACUCCUAAGAUUUCUACUGCAGGUACUGAAAUCAUUGCAUGAGCUCUCUAUGACAGCACAGAGCUUUUAACUAAGAAGAUACACUUUGGAUUCACUGCACUGAUUCAAUUUUGCCGUAGUCUAAAGUUAGUCAUUUCCUGUAUUAAUAUCAGUAUUCCACUGCUUUGUACCUCAUAUUUCAGUAAGUAAAUGAAAAUGAGCUCUUGUUACUGGAGAAUGCUUUAGGAACUGAAACAUGAAGAAAAACACAAUGAAUUUUCUUCAACGAAAGCUAAUUUAUUUCUUAUCAGACAGACUAAAUUCCAUUUGUUUUUAAACACCAACAUGUCCUAGUUAACAAAUCUUAAUGCAGUGACUUGUGGUAUGAAAUGUGCUUUGUCCUCCUGCCCCCAUAAAUUCACUCUGGCAGUACUUCUGGCCAUACCAGUGAUCAAAGUGGUUACUUUCUCCUCCAUUCUCAUUCAGCGUUUCUCUCAUAAUCCCUAAUGACAAUUUAUGUGGUGUGAUUACACCUCGUAAAAGCAGGAUUUCCACAAGUAGGAAGAACACAGACUGUGUUUCAAAUAUCAGUGCAUCUAGGCAAGGAAAACUGAAUAAACUUAAUCCAGACGU